UUGUAUAAAAUGACUGCAUUUCGGUGUAUUUCGCAGUUUCGUAUAUGAAGCAUUUUGGUUAUCAUGAAUGGAUUUAUGAAUUUCCAGUUUCACAACACAGGAAAGUUAAAAGUAAAAGAAUACUAGAUCGCUUUCUAGAUACAUAUUCACACUUUUAUUUCAAGCAAAUAAAAUUAACAUGGAAAACAAGUUUUUGGUUUUAUUUUUGUGUGUAGCUAUUGCAUGUUUUUGUUCAGCUGAAUUCUCGGCUGAUACGGUUUAUGAAAUUCUUACCAGUAAAAUGGAUAUACUUUUCUUUAAUAUAAAGAAUAUGAAAAGUGACAUUGAUGAAAUUAAUGAAAAAGCAAGAAAAACAGGACGUGAACAAUGUAAAGAGACGUGUUUGGAAGUAAAGCAAAUGUUUGAGUCAUACAAGGUAGAAAUGAAUGAGAAAUUUACAAGUCUUGAAGAGAAAGUAACGGAAAGGGUAGAUGAACUGGUUCAAGAAGUGCUUGUGUCGUUAACUGGCACAAUAAACGGAAAACUCUCUGAGGCAGAUAAUGAAAGAAGCAAGGAAAGUAAACGACUAAAAACAAAUAUGCGCAGAUUUGUGUCAUCAGAAAAACGGGCAUUAAGAAUUUUAAAUAACAAUCUUGAAAAUGAUAUCCGUAAGAAUAUAAAAAAUAUUUCAGAAAAGUCCGAGAUUCGAAUUCAAAAUGCAGAACAAAGUGUUGCACUGUUCACAAAAAAUUCUGCAAUUCGAAUGAAAGAGGUUGAAAACAAAAUGUUCGCUUUCGAAAACGCAUCAUGGAAAGGGGAACGUGGUGAUAUCGGUCCGACUGGUCCGAAGGGUGAACGAGGUAUAAAAGGCGAACAGGGUUACGCUGGUGUUAAAGGAAUUAAAGGCGAGAUAGGUGUAGGAAUCAUAGGUCAAAAGGGAGAAAGGGGAUAUCCUGGGCAAGCCGAGUCACGUCAUUCAGUGUACUUUGCCGUUACUGUAGGAACCGGAUCAACGACACUCACUGAAAACACUAUUGUAAAAUUUGAAACGUUCUAUUCAAACCAAGGUGACGGAUACAAUACAUCAACUGGAAAAUUUACGGCACCAUACAGCGGUGUUUAUCUUUUUCUUUUCUUCGUUAGGCCGGGAACCAAUGAAAAUGACAUUGCAUAUUUCAAACUUUAUAUCGAUGGUAGAUUUAUGGCAUACACAUUGCAAGAAAGUUUACAAAAUUAUAACAAUAAUAUGGGUGGACAAGCCUAUGUGGAGCAUAUGAAUAAAGGUGAGACAGCAUGGAUACAAACGGGAGAAAUAAAGGGUCGAGAUUAUCAUACUAUUAAAACAUAUGGAACAACAUUCACAGGAGUCCUUAUUAACUGAAUAGAUAAUUUUCUGUUCCAUUUGUUCACUGAUUGAAGAAUAGUUGACAGUACAAUCAGUAUACAAACCACCUGGACAGUCACCAACAUCGAACAAAUCUCAGCCUUAGAACCGACCUGUCAGCCUAUAAACUUGUAACAGACCGAAGUCAGAGGAUAUUCCAAGUGUUGAGUUCUAUUCUUGACAUAAUAAAGGAAGCUUCGUUGAGCUAUAAUGGAAACAAACAACUAUAAGAAAUUAUGUUGAAAAUUUUGAUUGAUUUAUGUCAUUAAAAAGCAACACUGUUUGGCAAAUCGUAGAAGCCCUUGGAAAAAUAUUAUGUCAGAUAUCAUUUUAUUAUUUUAGUUAAAAGGCUGCUCCGCAUUUGUGGAACGGAUUUUUAUGUUAUUAACGGCUCUUUAGUGGGCUCUUCAUUUGUAUAUUUGGCGCUCGCAAUGAAUACACUUUUUCAACAAAGAACAGUCGUAAACAUCUAUAUUAAAACUUUGAAUAGCCGAAUCAAAUUAUUGGCACAUUAUGCCUCAGAAAUCAAUAUUUUUUAAUUCUUUAGUAAUAGGAAACAUUUUGUUAUAUAUUUUAAAUAUCGGAUAAAGGGGAUGUUAGAUGUUUUUAUAACUGAAAAAGUAGCGCUGAACAUUCAGUUAUGUGUGGUAAAGAUAGCAAAAUGUUAACAAAGUAUUAUUUUGACUUCCAUCACUUUAAUUAUGCCAAUUGUCAACAUAACUAUAGACGCAAAAUAUAGUCCAUGUUUAUAGCAAAUGAGUAUAUUUUUGGAGCUAUAAUAAGAUACCAACAAUAGAAAGGUUUUGAGAUAAAAAUGAUAGCAUAAUCUGAGGCAUAAUAGGUCUUUAAAUUGAUUUACAUGUUUACUGUUUACAUAAGUCUUUGGCCAUGAUGUUAUUUAAAACUAUGUA
Ruditapes philippinarum (Manila clam) is the source of this 2274-nucleotide messenger RNA. Its product is annotated as macrophage scavenger receptor types I and II-like. NCBI's taxonomy places the organism in Eukaryota, Metazoa, Mollusca, Bivalvia, Venerida, Veneridae. The record is from RefSeq and is a predicted model, not a curated record. The transcript is spliced from 4 exons. The coding region runs from base 179 to 1360 and encodes 393 amino acids. Gene Ontology annotation, molecular function: protein binding; N-acetyltransferase activity.